UAAGCUGCUGUGAGUGCUAAGGAUAUCAGUGCAAGUGCAGCUCAUAUUGUUGUACACUGAAUAAUAUAAACAAGCAACAGUCAACAGCAACAACAAAAACAAACUGUUACAGUCACAGUUCCAACGUCAAAGACACCUAAGUUGAGAGGCAAACAGUUUCUUGUGUUCUGAAUGGAGACGACGUGCGGGCGACGGGGGCCACGUGACGAAGACGGCGCUUUUGGGGCAUUAAAACUGGCGAGUGUUUGCCAAUAUCAAGCACAAAAACAACAACAACAAUAUGGCCAUAAGGCAACAGCAACGAACUAAAUGUAAUUCAUGGUUACAACUACCCAACAAACUGCUGCUACUGGUGGUGAACACAAAGAUACACCCAUCACAAAAGUACCGCCAUGAAUGAGACAGAGUGUGAGGAUCUCAUUAAAUCUGUGAAAUGGACGGAACCGGCGAAUCUGAUCUCUUUGGCCAUACUCGAGUUCAUCAACGUACUGGUCAUUGGUGGCAAUUGCCUUGUCAUUGCCGCCGUCUUCUGUUCAAACAAAUUACGUAGCGUUACCAAUUUUUUUAUUGUUAACUUAGCCGUAGCCGAUUUACUAGUAGGUCUCGCGGUGCUACCAUUUUCGGCCACCUGGGAGGUGUUCAAGGUUUGGAUAUUUGGCGAUGUCUGGUGCCGCAUUUGGCUGGCCGUGGAUGUCUGGAUGUGCACGGCAUCGAUAUUGAAUCUAUGUGCCAUAUCUUUGGAUCGAUACGUUGCAGUCACGCGACCCGUCACCUAUCCCAGCAUUAUGUCAACGAAGAAGGCCAAGUCCUUAAUCGCCGGCAUUUGGGUACUCUCAUUUGUUAUUUGCUUUCCGCCUUUAGUGGGCUGGAAGGAUCAAAAGGCCAUGGUACAACCGACCUACACACGGGGAAAUUAUACGCUUUACUAUGCCACCACAAUGUCAAGCACACAGGAUGAGCAACUAGAUAUAGAUAGCAAUAGCAUUAAGCAUAAAGGGGCUGGAGCCUCUUUGAUAAGUGGAAAUAGAAUUGCAAAUGGAAAUGGAAAUAAAAAUGGAAAUGCCUACAAUCCAUAUGAUCCCAAUUUUGCGCCAAUCGAUGGCUCAGCUGAGAUUCAUAUCGCAGCCAUGACGACGUCUUCAACCACAACAACAACAACAACAAUUCCACCUGUUACUGAAAUGGAUUACGAUCUGUUAAAUGCGCCAGUUCAAAAUGUUGUACAACCGGCGACAAGUUGCCCCUGGAAAUGUGAGCUGACCAAUGAUCGAGGUUAUGUACUCUACUCGGCUUUAGGUUCCUUCUACAUACCGAUGUUCGUGAUGCUCUUUUUCUAUUGGCGAAUCUAUCGAGCCGCCGUGCGCACCACUCGGGCCAUCAACCAGGGCUUCAAGACGACCAAGGGCUCCAAGGGCAUAGGCUCCCGCUUCGAGGAGCAACGUUUGACGCUACGCAUUCAUCGUGGACGCGGCUCGAAUCAACAGGACUCGCUGCACAGCAAUGGCAGCACACAGAGCACAACAACAACACUGGGCACACCGUCACCGGAGAGAUUGAGCAAAUAUGCGACACGACGACUGCAUCAUCAGCACGACAAGAUCAAGAUCUCAGUGUCCUAUCCAUCCAGCGAGAACAUCAACGAGCUGGCGCAGUCCGAGGCAGCCCACGAACGGCGUCCCUCGGGCAAUGCCCUCUUCUCCGUGCACUACAACGGUGCCCAUGGACGCGAGUCCACGGAAUCGCAGCUCUACAGGCAGCAGCAUCAUGGCGGCAGCACCUGUUAUCUACAGGUGAGCAAAGCGCUGCCGGAGCUGUCGCGACGCCAGAGCAACACGAGCGAGCUGGGGGCAGGACAUGCCCGGUCCGCCAAUAAGAAGAUGGGCAGGAGGAAUAUCAAGGCGCAGGUGAAGCGCUUUCGCAUGGAAACGAAGGCGGCCAAGACAUUGGCCAUUAUCGUGGGCAUGUUCAUCUUCUGCUGGUGUCCGUUCUUCACAAUGUAUAUUAUACGGCCGUUCUGUCAGGACUGCGUUGAUCCGCUGCUCUUCUCGAUCCUCUUCUGGCUGGGCUACUGCAACUCGGCGGUGAAUCCCAUGAUCUAUGCGCUCUUCUCGAAGGACUUUCGCUUCGCCUUCAAGCGCAUCAUCUGUCGCUGCUUCUGCUCCCGCCAAAGUGUCUCGCUGAAGAGUUCUCGACGCGGCUCCGACAUGUCCGCCAUACGCAUUCAGGGACGUACUCCGAGUAUUACGCCCAGUGCAGCGGCUCACAGUUUUGGCGAUGAGAGCGAACUGCAUCACUCACACUCGGAGCUGGGCAACGACUCCAGAUGACGUUCGUUUGGGCCCAGUUCGAGCUCGCACAGCAGCUUGGGUGGGUUACGCAAGACGAGCCUCAAGGUGCCCGUCUACGAGAUAUGCCAUCCCCUGGUCAUGGAAACACCCUCGUACUCCUACGUUGAGGCUGCCGGCGAUGCUCCAACCUCGGCCAGCAAUGGCGCCGCCAAACGCACCCAAUUGUAGCCGCGGGAGCUGCUGGCGCUGCGGAGUCUGGGAGUGACCACUGAGGUGAAUUCCAAUCCCUUGCGGAUGCAGCGACCACGACGCACAGUGCGCAUCGAGUACAGCGAUGCAAGGGUGUAAAGUGACACUGGAGGACCGGAGGACUGGAGUACUAGAGGACUGGAGGACGAAUGCAAAGAUCUAAUUAUGCUAAAUCUAAGAAUAUAUUAACAAUGUACAGUUAUUGGUUUAACCAAUGCAUCUUUGAGCUUUUUCCUUUAACCUAAUAAGCGCAAUAUAUAAUAUUUAUUUUAAGUAUUCCGAGAGCAGCAUAAAAUAUAAUCCUAAGUCAGUAAAUAGUUAGCUAAAAUAAAAACAAAAAACAAUUCAGUAUCGAUCUUAUACUUAACAAAUCUGUGUCUAUUUGUUUAUUCAAUAAAUUCAUAUAUGUGAGCACUUGAAAAGGCCAAAAAUGCGAUAAAUACUGUAUAUAGAUAUAUUAGCUAAUAUUAUCGCUCUACCAAUUGAGAGUUGUACCUUUUAAAAAAAUCCAAUUAUUCAUAUACGAAAACAAUAUUACAAAAUUACCGAAACCGAAACCAAAAUGUUGCGCAACGCAUAAUUAAAUAUUAAUAAAUAUAUUAUUAAUUAUUGAAUUGUUAUUGUUGUGUGUGUGCUGUUCAAUCUUCAACAUUCUUCUGAGAUAUUAAUGUGACAUACUUAAAUACCUAACUAAAUGUGUAUAUACCAUAAGAUUAGAAUUGCAUACAAUUCUCACAUAAGACAUAAGUACAAUUCCAGUUAAAAACGUUCUGUGUGCUAUAAAUAAAUUCCAAUUUAAUUUAUUGAAAUACAAUUCCAACAGCAAUUUAUGUUGCAAUCAGCU
Drosophila innubila is the source of this 3381-nucleotide messenger RNA. Its product is annotated as octopamine receptor Oamb-like. The record is from RefSeq and is a predicted model, not a curated record. The coding region runs from base 393 to 2327 and encodes 644 amino acids. Gene Ontology annotation, molecular function: G protein-coupled amine receptor activity. Lineage: Eukaryota; Metazoa; Arthropoda; Insecta; Diptera; Drosophilidae. Gene Ontology annotation, cellular component: membrane. The transcript is spliced from 5 exons. Gene Ontology annotation, biological process: adenylate cyclase-activating adrenergic receptor signaling pathway.